AUGGUGUCGUCGGAGUUACGGGUUCCUCCAGCGCCUAAAAGGCCCUGCCGUCAUGUUCGCUCCGCCGCCGCCGUGGUCGCACUAUCACAAGACGUCAUCUUGGAGAUCCUAUCGUGGCUGCCGGCGAAGUCGCUGUACCGAUCGCGGUGCGUGUCCAAGGAGUGGCGCGCCCUCAUCUCCAGCCCAUCCUUCCUCGCCGCGCACAGGUCCCGCGCAGAGCCGCUUUUCAUCGCCAUGUUUGAUUCCAUCCGCGGUACAAAGUCUUUGCAGCUGAUGGACACGGAGGGCACCGUCGUGAGGGUGGUGGAGGGCCCAGAUGGGGUUUGGACGUUCCGCGCGAGCCUCGGCGACCUCGUCUGCUUCUCCUCCGGCUACAACAGCUCCGGUACCCUCGUGGUGGAUCUAGCCACCGGGAAGACGAUACUGUCUUGCUCGGAAUCGGUUGUCGGCGUGCCAAUGAACUAUACAUGCUUCGGCUUUGGACGCGCCGUGCAGUCCGGCUCGCUCAAAGUCUUCCGUCUCGUCCCUAGGUCAGGAGUUGAACAGAUGUGCGAGGUCCUCACGCUAGGAGACAGCGCCAAGUGGAGGCAGACACAAUCGCCCCCGAUGACGGUCUCUCUCUGGUAUAGCCGUUGCAAUGGAGUCAUGGCCAAUGGUGCCUUGCAUUUCUUGUCCUGGGAGGACCGUGACGAUGUACUCUCCUUCGACCUCGAUAACGAGAAGUGGAAGGUGAUCCAUGGGCCACAAGGAGUCGUCGGCGACAUGGAGCCCAUAAGGAUAACCGAGCUAAAUGGCACCUUAUGCAUGGCUCACAUAGUGGAGCCUGUGAUCAAUAUAUGGCUCUUAAGUGAUUUAGACCAAAGCAUUUGGAUCAAAGCGUACACGAUGCCGAGGGAUCCGGUCUUCUGUUAUGUGGUGCCUUUGAGAGUGUUACGUCUCGGUGGGCACCUGCUCUUCUACUACUAUAAUUCCUCAGAGCUAAAGCUACGAGUAUACGAUCCUCAUUUGGGAAAGUGCACCGACAUGACGACGCCGCCGAACCUUCUUGGCAAAAUUGGCCUUUGCAGUUCGAACUUGGAUCCCAGAUUUUGUGGCCAGCCUUAG
This is a messenger RNA of Lolium perenne, 1104 nucleotides long. Its product is annotated as putative F-box protein At2g02030. Gene Ontology annotation, molecular function: protein binding. NCBI's taxonomy places the organism in Eukaryota, Viridiplantae, Streptophyta, Magnoliopsida, Poales, Poaceae. The record is from RefSeq and is a predicted model, not a curated record.